Molecule: messenger RNA, 897 nt
Organism: Ochlerotatus camptorhynchus
Lineage: Eukaryota; Metazoa; Arthropoda; Insecta; Diptera; Culicidae
Exons: 4
Coding region: 1-897 (298 amino acids)
Source: RefSeq, a predicted model, not a curated record
AUGCAAAAAUCUUAUAUUAAAAUUAUUCACUACUUUGUAUUGAAAUUAUUCACGACUUCGACUCCAACUUCGACUCCUACUUCGAUUCCGACUCGGACUUCGGUUUCGACUACGACUCCGACACCGAUUAACACUCCGACUCGGAUUUCGCCUCCGAUUUCGCCUCCGACUUCGCCUCCGACUUCGCCUCCGACUUCGCCUCCGACUUCGCCUCCGACUUCGCCUCCGACUUCGCCUCCGACUUCGCCUCCGACUUCGCCUCCGACUUCGCCUCCGACUUCGCCUCCGACUUCGCCUCCGACUUCGCCUCCGACUUCGCCUCCGACUUCGCCUCCGAGUUCGCCUCCGACUUCGCCUCCUACUUCGCCUCCGACUUCGACUCCGACUUCGCCUCCGACUUCGACUCCGACUUCGACUUCGACUUCGACUUCGACUUCGACUCCGACUUUGCCUCCGACUUUGCCUCCGACUUCGCCUCCGACUUCGCCUUCGACUUCGCCUCCGACUUCGCCUCCGACUUCGACUUCGACUUCGACUCCGACUUCGACUCCGACUUCAACACCGACUUCGACUUCGACUCCGACUUCGACUCCGACUUCGACUCCGACUUCGACUUCGACUUCGACUUCGACUUCGACUUCGACUUCGACUUCGACUUCGACUUCGACUUCGACUUCUUCGACUUCGACUUCGACUCCGACUUCGACUUCGACUCCGACUUCAACACCGACUUCGACUUCGACUUCGACUUCGACUUCGACUUCGACUUCGACUUCGACUUCGACUUCGACUUCGACUUCGACUUCGACUCCGACUUCGACUCCGAGGAAUAGAAUGGUACGUCACUGGAGUAUGACCCUAACGGUAAUGCUAGUAACGUUGUUGUUGAACUUUUGA